Messenger RNA from Hibiscus syriacus, 1426 nucleotides. Its product is annotated as protein WALLS ARE THIN 1-like. The coding region runs from base 34 to 1176 and encodes 380 amino acids. Gene Ontology annotation, cellular component: plasma membrane. Lineage: Eukaryota; Viridiplantae; Streptophyta; Magnoliopsida; Malvales; Malvaceae. The transcript is spliced from 6 exons. The record is from RefSeq and is a predicted model, not a curated record. Gene Ontology annotation, molecular function: transmembrane transporter activity.
ACUCUCAUUUGUGAACUUGAUCACUGUGUUUCAAUGGCUGAUGCUGGUGGUUCAGUCCCUGCCAAGGGGAUGCUGUGUUCGGUCCCCGAAAGGCUUCAGCUUCACAUGGCGAUGCUGGCCUUGCAGUUUGGUUAUGCAGGGUUCCAUGUGGUUUCAAGAGCUGCCCUUAAUAUGGGUGUUAGCAAACUUGUGUUCCCAGUUUAUAGGAACAUCAUUGCUUUGCUUCUGCUCUUACCAUUUGCUUAUUUUCUUGAAAAGAAGGAGAGACCGACCAUCACUCUAAAUUUUCUUCUGCAGUUCUUCCUCUUAGCUCUUGUUGGAAUCACAGCCAAUCAGGGUUUCUACUUGUUGGGUUUAGACAACACAUCACCAACCUUUGCAUCAGCAAUCCAGAACUCUGUCCCUGCCAUUACCUUUCUCAUGGCAGCCAUACUAAGGAUAGAGAAAGUGAGGCUAGAUAGAAAAGAUGGGAUAUCCAAGGUUAUUGGAACAAUCUUAUGUGUGGCCGGAGCAUCGGUUAUAACACUAUACAAAGGUCCAACCAUAUACACCCCGGUUCCACCUCUAAACAAACCCACACCGAUGUUUGUUUCACUAGGGGACGCAAAUGGAAAGAACUGGACCCUCGGUUGUCUCUAUCUAAUCGGCCAUUGCCUAUCCUGGUCCGGUUGGCUGGUGUUGCAGGCACCGCUGUUGAAGAAGUACCCGGCUCGACUCUCUGUCACAUCCUACACAUGUUUCUUCGGUCUCAUCCAGUUCCUCGUCAUCGCGUUAGUUUUCGAGAGAGACUCUCAAGCCUGGAUGUUCCACUCCGGCGGAGAACUCUUCACUAUUCUCUACGCGGGAGUGGUGGCAUCAGGGAUUGCAUUUGCCGUACAGAUAUGGUGCAUCGACAGAGGCGGCCCUGUUUUCGUUGCUGUUUAUCAACCUGUUCAGACUCUUGUUGUCGCUAUCAUGGCAUCCAUUGCUUUAGGGGAAGAGUUCUAUUUAGGAGGAAUAAUCGGGGCAGUGCUGAUUAUAGUCGGACUGUACUUGGUUCUAUGGGGAAAAAGCGAAGAGAGGAAGUUCGCUGCAAAAGAAAAGGAAGCCCUUGAAUCUACGGCGGAGCAGGGGAACGGCAGCAGAACACCGAGCCUCACUCAGCCAUUGCUCCACCACUCGACGGAAAACGUUUAACUCCAAAAGCCACAACUUUUUAACCAUGGCGGAAACAACUAGACACUACCACUAUUUCAGAAAGUUUGUGUGUAAUUUCUUCUUUUUUUUAUUAGUUAAUGGCUUUCUCUAAGUAGCAGAGAGGGCUAAAGGAGAAGCUUUUUUUUUUGAAGUGGUGAUUGAUGAUGAUGAUGAUGCUCCCAUAUGCUUUUUGUAUGUUGAUUUGAUGGUUUGAUUUUAAGAUAAAAAGAUAUGGAAAAAAAUUUAUGGA